This is a messenger RNA of Lasiosphaeria miniovina, 372 nucleotides long. RefSeq names its product Homeodomain-like protein. NCBI's taxonomy places the organism in Eukaryota, Fungi, Ascomycota, Sordariomycetes, Sordariales, Lasiosphaeriaceae. The transcript has 2 exons. The record is from RefSeq and is a predicted model, not a curated record. The annotation marks the transcript as partial.
UGGCGCGAACUGGCCAAGCACAUCCCCGGCCGGUCCAACAAGGACUGCCGCAAGCGGUGGUGGAACAGCCUGGCCGGAUCGACGGCAAAGGGGGCCUGGUCGCCAGAGGAAGACAGGCGGCUGAUUGAGGCCGUGGAGAAGUAUGGCACCAACAACUGGAUGAAGGUGGCCGGGGCCGUCGGCACCCGCUGCGGCGACCAGUGCUCGGGUCACUGGCGGCAUGUCUUGAACCCCAACAUCAACUACUGUGAUUGGACGCCCGAAGAGGACAAACGGCUGCUGGAUGCAAUCCGCAUCUACGGCACCAACUGGUCUACCAUUGCGUCGUUCCACACCCCGGAGCGGACGACGCUGGCACUUAAAAACCAGUAC